Topomyia yanbarensis is the source of this 1426-nucleotide messenger RNA. It is a transcript of the gene Tom40, whose product is annotated as mitochondrial import receptor subunit TOM40 homolog 1. Gene Ontology annotation, cellular component: mitochondrial outer membrane translocase complex; mitochondrial outer membrane. The transcript has 2 exons. Bases 210 to 1184 code for a protein of 324 amino acids. The record is from RefSeq and is a predicted model, not a curated record. Gene Ontology annotation, molecular function: transmembrane protein transporter activity. Gene Ontology annotation, biological process: protein import into mitochondrial matrix. NCBI's taxonomy places the organism in Eukaryota, Metazoa, Arthropoda, Insecta, Diptera, Culicidae.
CAGUAAAUGUCAGAGCGUAUAUUUUCUCAAGCGGAGUCCAUGCAUUUCGCGAUUUGAUUUCUUGUCACCGUGUUUUUCGUAUAGAACAAGAAGUGCGUUAUCAUUUGCGUAAUCAAUGCAUUGAUUUCAUUAGUCAAUUCCAGCCGAAGCAACCGUAUUACAUUUUUAGAUUACCGCUGUGAACUGUGCUUACAAGAACCGGAAACGACAUGGGAAACGUGUUGGCCGCUUCAAAACCUAUCGCUGCCGGUGGUCUUCCGCCUCCGUUACCAACGGAACCGAUCAUUGCCAGUUCAGGGUCUAAUGAAGAGAAACCUCUGGAAAAUCCUGGCUCACUGGAAGAGUUACAUAAAAAGUGUAAAGAUGUAAUGCCGGCCAACUUCGAAGGAGCGAAACUAAUGAUCAACAAGGGUCUGAGCAAUCACUUCCAGGUGUCGCAUACGAUUAACCUCACAUCGGCCAACACGAGCGGGUAUCGUUUCGGCGCAACGUAUGUAGGUACCAAGCAAACCUCGCCGACGGAAGCUUUCCCGGUUAUAUUGGGCGAUAUAGACCCGACCGGGAACCUCAAUGCCAAUAUCAUCCACCAGCUGGCACCGAACGUGCGCUGCAAGUUUGCAUCGCAAAUUCAGAACAGCAAAGUCACUGCCGCGCAGCUUACCACGGAUUACAAGGGCCAGGAUUUCACCGCUACCCUUACCGUGGGAAAUCCAAACAUUAUCAACAAUUCAGGCGUGCUGGUGGCACACUAUUUGCAAUCGGUAACUAACCGUUUAUCACUUGGUGGAGAACUCGCGUACCAGUACGGUAUGGCUGUCCCCGGUGGUCAAAUCGCCGUGGUAUCUGCUGCCGCCCGCUACGCAACUGAACUGUCAACCUGGUCCGGUACGGUUGGUCUUGCCGGGAUUCACCUAUGUUACUACCAGAGAGCCAGCGAACAACUUCAACUAGGCAUUGAGCUAGAGACCAAUUUUCGAAUGCAGGAAGCCGUGGCGACACUAGGCUAUCAAGUCGACUUGCCCAAAUCUGAGCUUGUCUUUCGUGGCAUGGUCGAUAGCAACUGGUCAGUGGCAGCUGUUCUGGAAAAGAAAUUACAACCACUGCCGUUCACGUUUGCACUAAGCGGAAUUUUAAAUCAUACAAAGAAUCAGUUCCGGCUAGGCUGUGGAUUAAUUAUUGGUUAGAGAGUCAGUGCAUUCUCACAGAAAUAAGUCCUCGGUGCAAAGAGUAAGCAUUUCUUCUGGAGAGACGCUUGUCAACAUUCCCUAUGUUCAAGGGAAACGACAAGGAAUUUAUGGAAAGAAUCAAUGUUAGUCUGUUAGCUUAUAAAAUUGAUCACAAUAAGAUAUAUUACAACAAUAGCUGAAAGAGUAUGACAAAGACCUAUCAAAUGAAUAAAAAAGUUAUGCGCUUAAUUACUCAAAGA